This is a messenger RNA of Linum trigynum, 2308 nucleotides long. The record is from the annotation of a GenBank genome assembly. NCBI's taxonomy places the organism in Eukaryota, Viridiplantae, Streptophyta, Magnoliopsida, Malpighiales, Linaceae.
UCUUACCCUCUUACCCCAAUUUCUAGCCAAAACCCAAAACUUCCUUCUACCCUGGCAAUCGGAGAUUUCCUGUCGGCGGCAAACUCUUUGUUCUGUAGAAAGCAGAAAGGACUCUGCUCUAGAUAACAAAAUCAUGGAAACACCAUUUCCAAACUACCAGCCAAUAAGCUCUACAACAAACUUUUCCCUGUUUGGUUUUGGGGCUGAAAUAAAGUUGCGAGCUUUUCCCCUUGUGGAGAUCUUUGUUUGAGAACGGAAGAAGUGGGUUUUCUGAACUUUUUAUGUUCUGUUCCUCCUUCUACUUCUUCCCUGGCAGGCGCUGUUCCUUCUUCUACUUCUUCUAAUUACACUUCCUUAUCUGCCCAACUCGCCGAUAUAGGUUUUCAACCCUUCCCGCCGCUUCCAACGGCGGGUACGAAAGAAAAAAAACUAAGGAUAUUAUAGUCAUUUCAAUAAAAUUUAGGGCGACGAAUAAGGUGUUUUAGGGCGACGAAUAGCAAUGCCCAAAAUUUUGGGUUAAUUGUAAGGUUGGUCACUGCAAUUGCAAAAAACGUUCAUGUUUGGUCACUGAAAAUAUUUAAUUGCAUUCGUGGUCACUAUGAUUACUCAAACAGUUCAAAUUUGGUCACUCUCCGUUAGUCUUCAUUAACACCGUAAGUUAUUUGCUGACGUGGCUAACAGAUUUGUCUAGUCACCUAUCUUUAACCUAAAAAAAUGAAAUAUGAACUUGCCACAUCAUAAAAGACACCACUCAUAAAAACCUAACCAUUUGACCCCAUUAACCCAUGAUCUGAUUCACUCAUUCACCCCAAAUUGGAGAUGGGGGAGCUUCAGAAAAGGAACAACAACGACGGGGUGCAUCACCUCCGACAUCUCGUUCAAGUCGAGCAAGUCGAUAAGUAUUAAGAGGUGGCAGGCGAGCAGAUUCAACGAGCUCCGGGGAUUCAAUUGAACGCUAGGAGAUCCACCGCAGCAGCAGCCGACCUCGCAACAAGAGAAAUCAGGGUGAUGCCCACCGGGAAGUCAGGGCAGUUGAAAUCUGGACAAGUAGGGAGAAACAAUCACAUCGAUGAAGAGGAAGACGAUCCAUUGUUGGAGGAAGGAGGAGAGUCCUCUCCUGCCGCUGCCGAUUUGGACCGAAUGAUCUGAAUCAUCCCGGCCACAUUCCUCCCACUCUGCUGCUCUACUUCCUAGCCCUACAGAUGAUUCACACCGUCGUCAUCUCCCUCGGCCUCCAGAAAUGGGUCACCGUCAAAACCCCUCACUCCUCGUCAUCCUCCAAUAGGGCUCCCACUUUUCCUUCGUCAAUAGCCACUGGCAUCUCUGCAGUUGGAGAUCUAAAUUGGCGACGUAGACUCCUUAGCCAGCUGCUCUUGCCCGACACAUGGUUUACUACCAAACUUUUCCUUCCCAAUUCCAAAGUGGCGAUUUGCUUGAUUUGGUUGAACCCUUUUGUUGUCUGGCAACGAGGAAGGUGAAGCGAUAAGGAAGGGAUCGACGAUGCUCGGAGGAAUGAUGUGGAGAUCUACUUCCUAACCCUCCAGACGAUCAACAAUUGCUGAAUCCAGCCCAAAUGAAAAGCGGAUCUGGCUUGUUCGAUGAAGCCAGAUCUGGAUUCCUUUCACAUAUCAUCGUUGAUCACCUUGUCGCCAACCUAGACGCUCCAAGACCUCGCCUUGUCGGUACUCUUCGCCGGUUGGAACAGGAGGGAGGGAACCGCGGAGGGAUCGAGCGUCACUCGCGAUUUUUGUGCGACAUCCUUCUGGGUAGUGAAAGAGGACCUCACCGAGAUCUCCGAGUUCUCUUCCAAGGAGGCGCUCUCUCCGAUGAGGCGAGCGAUUUCAAGAACCCCAUUGAGACACCUUCAACGUUUGGCCUGGAGGGGUUCCAGAGCCAUGAUUUGGCCGGCGAUGUUUUCACCAUCGAGAGAGAGCUUGAGAUUGGAGAAGGGAAGAGGGGAUUGGGUUCAAAUGUUGGGUUGGGUGGGUUUGGUUUGGUUAGGUUCGGUUCAAGGGUGGGGUCAAGUGACGUGGCGAGUCAAGUGACAUGGUGGGUCGGAUCUCACUAGUCUCGGGUUAAAUUAGGCUGACUUGGUGAUUCUUUUUGCCACGUCAGCAAAUAACGGACGCUUUUAACGGAGUUGGACGGAGACUAACGGAGAAUGACCAAACUUGAACUGUUUGACUAAUUCUAGUGACCAUGAAUGGAAUUAAAUAUUUUCAGUGACCAAACAUGAACGUUUUUAGUAAUUACAAUGACCAACCUUGCAAUUAACCCUAAAAAUUUUAAAUUAAAAGUUAAAAUUGAG